Pantherophis guttatus is the source of this 1161-nucleotide messenger RNA. RefSeq names its product DGAT1/2-independent enzyme synthesizing storage lipids-like. The record is from RefSeq and is a predicted model, not a curated record. NCBI's taxonomy places the organism in Eukaryota, Metazoa, Chordata, Lepidosauria, Squamata, Colubridae. Gene Ontology annotation, molecular function: acyltransferase activity. Gene Ontology annotation, cellular component: membrane.
AAAUAAAAGAUUUCAAGCUCGGACAGCUCUUACAAAUUAAUCCACUUAAAAGGCUUUGAAAAAGAAGAGGACAAUAAUCACCUACCCAGAUUUUGAUAAUAAACAUUACCACAUUUUGCACCGGACUUAUGAACUCCACAAUAAGUCUGCCAUACAUAUAUGGAGAAUGGCUUCCCUUGGGCUUGGAGAAAUAUUUUAUUUACGCAGUCUUAUCACCUAUACUGGCAUUAAUGGUAGUUCCGGUUUGGAUUUUUUUCUAUGUCUACCUAUCUGUUUUCAUUGUCCUGUUCUAUGAGAUGUCUAGUAAAGCUAAAGAAGAGGCCCAAAGAAGCUACUAUUUUAUUUUGGGACAUCUUUGGGACUUCUUUGGAAGAAUAUGGCAUGGUUAUGAAUUACAUGGAGUAGAAAAUCUACCGGAUGGACCAGGCCUUAUUAUUUAUUAUCAUGCUCCACUUCCUAUAGAUUAUAUUUUCUUUCUAGCAAGGAUCUUUUUCCUGAAGAACAGAUUGUGUUGCCAUACAGUGGUCGAUCAUUUUGUCUUUAAGUUGCCAGGCUUAAAAAUGCUUGGCAGUAAUUUGAAAAUGAUAACUGGUUCAAAGGAAGAAUGUCUUCAUGCCCUGAAGAAUGGCGAUUGGGUGGCUAUUUCACCAGGAGGAACACGAGAAGCCAUCUUUAGUGAUGAAACCUAUAACAUUUUAUGGGGUAAACGCACAGGUUUUGCAAAAGUUGCUUUAGAAGCAAGAGUGCCCAUAAUUCCAAUGUUUACAGAGAACAGUCGUGAGGGGUAUAAGAUACUUGGAAGUAAGAUAAAACCAGUAAAAGACUUAUACGAAUAUGUUCGAUGGCCACUAAUUAUUUUGUAUGGAGGGUUUCCAGUGAAAUGGCGUACACAUAUUGGAAAGCCCAUACCAUAUGAUCCAAACAUAACUGUUGAAGAGCUGGUGAAAAAGGCACAAAAUGCUUUACAGACUUUAAUAGAAAAAAACCAAAAACAACCAGGAAGUAUAAGAAGUGGUCUUUUGGCACGGUUUCAUAACAAGAAAAAAGAAUAAUUGCAAUGAAAAUACUAUGUAACAAUGACAGUCUUAUCCUUAUUGUAAUUCUAUAUCCUCAUGCAUUAUUGAAUUAUUGCUACUCUUAUAAACUUGUAAACAGUUAAAA